Molecule: messenger RNA, 3710 nt
Organism: Argiope bruennichi
Lineage: Eukaryota; Metazoa; Arthropoda; Arachnida; Araneae; Araneidae
Exons: 8
Coding region: 366-1697 (443 amino acids)
Source: RefSeq, a predicted model, not a curated record
UGUUUAUUAUGAAGAGCAUUGCAAAUUAGUUAUAUUUUGAAUUCUGAAAGAUAAUAAAUUUCAAACUUAUGAAAUAAAAUAAAGAAACUUCUAAAUUAAUGAAUAGUAAUAGUAAUAUCCAAAAUUAAUGUAAAAAGCACAGUGAUAUUAUAGCAUAUAAUAAAUCUUAUCUAGAUAAAACAAUGUGUUAGAUGUCUUUGAUUUGGAUUUUAUUUUUGGAAUCUUGGUACAAGAUUCUCACCAAGACUUAAAAGAAACUCAAGUGAAAGAUUUCAAAUCUGUGCUUACUAUAUUAGGAAUACUUCAGCAUAAAAGGUUAAGACUACUGUUGUGACAAAACAAUUCAUCUACAGUACUCUAAAAAGAUGGGUCGACAGGGUCCUAAAUUAGUGCCUUUCUUGCAUGAUGGCGUGGUCAAUAGGAAGUACCGAAAUUUAAUUUCUGAAGAUGCUUCAGGACUGAAAUUCAGCAUAGUUUUACCUCAUAAAACUAAAAAGUUAGAUACAGAAGAUGAGCUCAUCUUUAAGGAUUGGUAUGCAUUGAAUGGUAAAAAGUAUAUUUUUGCAUCCAAGCACUAUACAGAUGCAAAACAAGCCAUGACAGCAUCUUUAAGAAAGUCAGAUUAUGUAGAAAAAGUACACUGUACUGAUUACAAACUAACUUACAGGAUCUUGAAUAAAGCAGAAGUAAAAGAAAAAAAGAGGCUGAAAAAGGAACUAAAGAAAAAAAAUGAACUCAAAAAAGAAACUCUUGAUAGUGAUGCUGCCUUAUCUUCUGAAGAAUCUGGAUAUGGAAGUGGGACUGAUUCCCCACUUAAUAAUUAUCCUGUAGGUGACAACCUAACUGCUUCUAGUGGCGAAGAAUCCUUACAAGCUUCUUUUACCAUGGCUGUAGAUAGCUUGUUUGGAAUAAAUUCUCUUGAAAGUACAUGUGCUGAUGACUUAAAUGGAUUUCUCAAAUCUGAACCAAUGGAUGUCAGUAUUCCAGUUGCCGAUUCACAUGCUGUUCCCGAUUAUCUUGUUAACAUCCAACCAUUUGUUAAUAACCUUCAAUCAACAGAUUGUUUUCCUGAAAGUAGUCCUAGUUUGGAUUUAAUGGAAUGUUUUCCUGAUGCAUCUGAAUUAAACAAUUCAGGAUUUACAGAGGAGCUUCCCAUUGAAAAUGGAUACGAUUUUCUUCAAUUGAAUAACUUGUCUUAUGAAGAUUUAAAUAAUGUGUUGUUAAAGGAUUUUCCAGCAUUUAAUUUCAAUUCUCCAUUGGUAUGUGAAGAUUAUAUUAAUGAACAAGCUUCUGAAUUGCAAAAUAUGGAAAAAUUACUUACAGAACCAGAAGAUUUAUUAACUGAAGAGUUAUUUGAUAAGCUAAUGGAAGACAUUUCAACUGCUAAUUCUCAUCCUUCUGUGGCAUAUGAAGAUAAUAAUCAAGAAAAUAGAAUGCCUUCAGAUGCUGACUUGCAUGAUCAGAAAACCGAAGCAAAUGAAAAUGUAUACUAUUGCAAGAAAUGCAUUCAUCUGGGGAAAAUACCAAUUUUAUUGUGUGAACCUCAGUUUGAAAAUGGGCCUUCUGAAGCAAAGGGUGAGAUCAAGAUUGCUUUUGAGGAACGCAUAUUAAAGGAAAUAAAUGGAUUCAAAUGUGUUAAGGAAUACAAGUUCAUCAAUGAUCAUCUGAUGGUUAUUUUAGAGCCUAAUGAUGACUAAUUGUGAUUUGUUCCAAGCACCGACCGUCUUAACUAAUAUAUUAAACACUGUUGUUUAAUAUAUUUUUUAUAUUUAUGCUAUUUACGAAUCAGUUCGUAUGAAUUACGAAUCUGUUCGUAUUUAAUGCGUUUAUUCUUAUGUUUUUAUGGUGGGAACUUAAAGCUUGCUAAUAUUCAAAUAUUAAAUCAUUCGAUUUAAAAUACUGCUAUUAAAUACCAAAUAAUUUGAUUUGCUUUUAUGUUUAGUUUGUUUUGUGUAAGAAAUGUUUCAUAUGUUAUGACCAUAUGCUUUAAGGAUCAGUUAAAUUUGCAGCAGUUAUGCUUAAGUUCCCCCAUUUCUUUUUUAACUCAGUUCUCAUUUGAGAACUUAUAUAUUUGUGUUUAAGAAGGCAAGAUUUUAUAUCUUGCUUUCAAAACCAAACACUGACGUAAAGUCUUAACGUAUGAUUAAAACUCAGUUAUGCCUUGUUUUAGGCAUUGAGUUGCAAAGGAGUUUUUGCCUUUUUCCAUUACUGUGGAAAACCAACACUGACACUUUUUAAGUCUUAACAAACAAAAAAAAAAGUUUAUUGUUUAUGUUUGAAAAUGUUGUUUGGCUGGCAUAAAUGACUCCUUGUAUUCUAUUGUAAUUAUAACUGUUAUGUAAUUGAACAUUUUUUAAUAGUUGAUUAUUAUGAUACAUAAAUUUAGUUCUUAUAAUUAUUAUAAGAUUAUAAAACUUUUAAAUGCUUAAAUGAACUUCAUUUUAAUAACUGAUAUUGAAUAUCACAUGUGUCAUUCAGAUUCUUUUAAUGGAUGUAAUUUAUCAGUGUAUAAAUAAAAUGUUUCCAGCUUAUAUUUCUUCAUACUAAACUGAAAAUUGGAGAGCUGUGAUUUUUUUGGAAACUUAUUAUGUAAUGGCCAAAAUUUUCAAAGUCUGUUUAGUGUAUAGCUAAUAUACAUCUUUCAAAUUUAAGUUUAUUCAAAAUUUAAUUUUGAGUGUAACUAGAUAAUAUCUCCUUCGUAUUGGGGGAUAGUACUGUUUUCCACAGCAGAUUUCUUUAAUAUUAUUUUUUAUUGUUACUUUUUUUUACCUUCUUUUCAGUAUAGUAAAAGGGGGAAAAAAUAUGUAUUUGAUUGCUGAUCAAAUUUUUUAUAAAAUUUGACAGCAGGAAGAACAAUUUAUAAUUUGAAAUUUUUGAAUCCAUGUGAUUAGAUAUUAAAUCAUUAAAAAAAAUACAGGAUCAUUCUUUUCUGUAUUCGUAAAAUUAUGUACUUUUAAUAGACUUUUUCGAUUAAUAUAAUUGUUUCUGAAAAAUUUUAUGCUUGCAAGAUUUAUGUAUUAUUCUGAAAUGCAAUUAAAGCUAAAAUUGAAUUUAAUAUCUAAUAUGUUACACAUUGUCUUUGAGAUUUAAUAUUGUUUUAACAUUGGAUCAUCCUUUGUGAUUUUCUUUUUAGGUGAUUAUGUGAUGUUAUUUUUAAGAUGUUGAAAAAGAUCAAUUAAAAUAUGAUUGGCUUAUUAAUUCUGAUGUUCAAAUGAACCUUCAGAUAGUAAAGAAUUAAUAUAUCUUUGUAAUUGAAUAGUAUUACUGUUCAUGAAUUUAAAUAGUGAUUUGUGCAUCUUUCGAAGUUUCUAUGUAUGAACAAUUUUUGUUAUUUUUAUGUUUGUUGAAAUUUUUUUCCUUUGUAAUUUGUUUAUUAUCAUUACAUCCUUUUGUAACUUAAAAAAACAAGAACUGUUGCAUAGCUCAGCUGUUUUUAGCUCAAAAAGUAUACAUUAGUGUACAUGAACUAUCAGCUUUUUUAGGUUUAAUGAAAUAUAUAUUUCAUCUUCUUUUGAUGUUUCUUUUAAAAUUUACCAACUUGUUUUAGCUAAUCUUUUUUAAUGCUUCAUAUUGUUAUAUAUUUUCCUUUGUAAUGUUAAUUAAACAAGGAUGAUGAGAUUUUAUACGUAUAUGAAUUUGUGUUGCACUCUAAUAAUGUUCAUUUUAUUGUUUUAUUUGGACUAUUAACAAUAUUGUAAUUGCAUGAUUUG